AAGUCUUCACUGUCUUUUCACGUUUAAAAUGACAGCACCUUCGAAAAAAUUCUUCUUUUCUUUUCUUCUCACUCCAGAUCCAGACAACAAGAAGACACAGAAAUAUAGGGCAGCCGGGACAACACAAGACAAGUUACGUUUUGUGUACGCCGAAGCCGCUCCAAGCUCCAACAUGGAUCCCACUUCGACAUUCAUAAUAAGCGAGAACAACACAGAACACAGAACAACGAACAAGGAACAACCACCACCCAUAUUGUCACAUUCUUUGACAUUGCUCUGCUCUGGCUCUGUCUCAGUGUCAGUACGUUUGGUCGGUACUUUAUGCCUCUGCCUGCACUGCAAUGAGAUUCUUUCUCUUCAGUCAGCUUCAGGAGAAGGAGAGUGGAAGGAAAAUAUAAUAUUGAAACUGAAGGAGUUUGUGUGUGAAAAUAUCAAUUAGUUUAAUUGAUUGUGAGAGAGAUAGUUAUACAAAUUUGAGCCGAUAAAGUGAAUAAGGUAGAUCAA
This is a messenger RNA of Eupeodes corollae, 504 nucleotides long. RefSeq lists its product as uncharacterized. Bases 29 to 439 code for a protein of 136 amino acids. NCBI's taxonomy places the organism in Eukaryota, Metazoa, Arthropoda, Insecta, Diptera, Syrphidae. The record is from RefSeq and is a predicted model, not a curated record. The transcript has 3 exons.